AUGCCAACAAGUAUCAGCUUAUCUAUGUAGAGGGCACGAGACCAACAGCAAAGGAUGAUCUAGAAAAAAUAACAAAUAACUUAAAUAAUAUGUUUGCGGAGAUCGUAAAAGAAACUAUUAAGAACAGAAGACGACUUCCUAAGACAUUAUAUUUAUUUGGCGGUCGAAGCUUCCGCCUUCGAAUACAUUUAUUUUAUAUUGAUUAUUGUGGUAUGUAUGUUCGUUUAUUGGAAAGUUUUUAUUAUAAAAAAGGUACUGGUAAGUUUGAACUAAACGUUAAUUUAGGAGCGUAUAGAUUAAAUGAGAUCAAUAACGCUAAUCUUCCUCGAAAAUUUUCUGAAAUGAAGGAUUUCGUUUAUUUUUAUGAAUGUGUAAUGAAAUGGGCGUUGUUGAUUCGGAAUGUUAUUGAAUCCUUUGACACAGCAAGAUCUGGACAGAGGCCAUCACGGCUUUCGUAUGUAGACGACCUAUUUCAAUUGGAUAAGUAA
Entrophospora sp. SA101 is the source of this 488-nucleotide messenger RNA. The record is from the annotation of a GenBank genome assembly. NCBI's taxonomy places the organism in Eukaryota, Fungi, Glomeromycota, Glomeromycetes, Entrophosporales, Entrophosporaceae.